Ananas comosus (pineapple) is the source of this 3725-nucleotide messenger RNA. Its product is annotated as protein STABILIZED1. Gene Ontology annotation, biological process: positive regulation of miRNA metabolic process; mRNA splicing, via spliceosome; spliceosomal tri-snRNP complex assembly. Gene Ontology annotation, cellular component: U4/U6 x U5 tri-snRNP complex; catalytic step 2 spliceosome. Gene Ontology annotation, molecular function: protein binding. The record is from RefSeq and is a predicted model, not a curated record. Bases 78 to 3224 code for a protein of 1048 amino acids. The transcript has a single exon. Lineage: Eukaryota; Viridiplantae; Streptophyta; Magnoliopsida; Poales; Bromeliaceae.
GUUUUUUUUUACGCCUCUUGCGCUUCAUCUCUUCCCUUCGUCGCGAAGGUUGUGCGGCUCGACGCUACCCGGUAGCCAUGGUGUUCGUCCGAACCCUCGACGGGAAAACCCUAACCCUAGACGUGAACCCUCGCUCCACCUCCCUCCUCGCCUUCAAGCUCGCCGUCGAGGCCCGAUCCGGCGUCCCCGUGCAUCUACAACGCAUCUUCCUCUCCUCCCGCCGCCUCUCAGGCGCCGCGUGCGGCGGCGGCGGUGGAGGUGCCGGCGCCGGCGCUGAUGAUUCGUCCGUCACCCUCUCCGACCUCGCCGUGGGAAGAGGCUCGACCCUAGCCCUCCACGUCCCCUUCCUCGGCGGGAUGCAGGCCCCCGCGGGGCCAUCGCGCCCCGCGCGCUACGACUUCCUCAACUCCAAGCCCCCGCCCAACUACGUCGCCGGGCUCGGCCGCGGCGCCACCGGCUUCACCACGCGAUCCGAUAUCGGCCCCGCCCGCGCCGCCCCCGACCUCCCCGACCGCUCCGCCGCGCCCGGCGCGCCCCCCGCCGCCGGUGCCGCCACCCCCGCCGCCGCCGGCGUCGGUCGAGGCCGCGGGAAGGGCCCCGGCGAGGAGGAGGAGGACGAGGAGGCCGACGACAAGGGGUACGACGAGAACCAGAAGUUCGACGAGUUCGAGGGCAACGACGUGGGGCUCUUCGCGUCGGCCGAGUACGAUGAGGACGAUAAGGAGGCCGACGCCGUGUGGGAGAGCAUCGAUAAGCGCAUGGACUCGCGGAGGAAGGAUCGGAGGGAGGCGAGGCUGAAGCAGGAGAUUGAGAAGUACCGCGCCUCAAACCCUAAGAUUACCGAGCAGUUUGCCGAUCUGAAGCGCAAGCUCGCGGAUCUGACUCCCGAGCAGUGGGACAGCAUCCCCGAAAUUGGGGAUUAUUCUCUAAGGAACAAGAAGAAGCGGUUCGAGAGCUUCGUGCCCGCACCCGAUACGCUUCUUGAGAAGGCUAGGCAGGAGCAGGAGCACGUUACUGCCCUCGAUCCCAAGAGCCGCGCGGCCGGAGGAACGGAGACCCCCUGGUCGCAAACUCCUGUUACGGACCUCACGGCUGUCGGAGAAGGUAGGGGCACCGUUCUCUCGUUGAAGCUGGAUAGGUUAUCCGAUUCCGUAUCGGGAUUAACCGUGGUCGAUCCGAAGGGCUAUCUAACCGACCUCAAGAGCAUGAAGAUCACGAGCGACGCAGAGAUUUCAGAUAUCAAGAAAGCAAGGCUCUUGCUUAAGUCGGUGACGCAGACGAACCCUAAACACCCGCCCGGAUGGAUCGCGGCUGCUAGGCUGGAGGAGGUUGCUGGAAAGAUCCAGGCGGCGAGACAGUUGAUUCAGAAGGGGUGCGAGGAGUGCCCUAAAAAUGAAGAUGUGUGGCUGGAAGCUUGCAGAUUGUCAAGCCCUGAUGAAGCAAAGGCGGUAAUCGCUAAAGGAGUGAAGGCUGUGCCCAAUUCGGUGAAGCUUUGGUUGAAGGCUGCACAGCUGGAGAGCACUGAUCUGAAUAAGAGCCGAGUGUUGAGGAAAGGGUUGGAGCACAUUCCGGAUUCAGUGAGACUGUGGAAGGCUGUUGUUGAGCUCGCCAAUGAGGAUGAGGCCAGGGUUCUCCUCCAAAGGGCUGUUGAUCUGUGCCCUCUUCAUGUUGAGCUUUGGCUUGCCCUUGCGAGGCUGGAAACUUAUGAUCAGGCGAAGAAGGUGCUUAAUCGGGCUAGGGAGAAACUCUCCAAGGAGCCUGCUAUUUGGAUUACUGCAGCAAAGCUUGAGGAAGCUAAUGGUAAUAUACAAUCGGUGGUGAAGGUGAUCGAGAGAGGUAUAAGGUCAUUGCAGAGGGAACGUCUGGAGAUUGACCGGGAAGCUUGGAUGAAGGAAGCGGAAGCUGCGGAACGUGCAGGGUCAAUUUUGACUUGCCAGGCCAUAAUUAAGAGCACAAUUGGCAUUGGUGUUGAAGAAGAGGACCGGAAACGAACUUGGGUUGCUGAUGCCGAGGAGUGUAAGAAGCGCGGUUCUAUAGAGACGGCUCGUGCAAUUUAUGCGCAUGCGCUCAGUGUCUUCCUGACCAAGAAGAGCAUAUGGCUUAAAGCAGCACAACUCGAGAAGAGUCAUGGGACUAGGGAGUCUCUUGAUGCGCUGUUAAGAAAAGCAGUAACCUAUGUGCCGCAGGCUGAGGUGCUAUGGCUGAUGGGUGCGAAGGAGAAGUGGCUAGCAGGUGACGUGCAUUCAGCUAGGGCAAUUCUUCAGGAAGCGAAUGCUGCAAUUCCUAACUCGGAAGAGAUCUGGUUGGCUGCUUUCAAGCUCGAAUUCGAGAACCACGAGCAGGAGAGAGCAAGGCUGAUUUUGGCCAGGGCUCGGGAGAACGGAGGAACCGAGAGGGUGUGGAUGAAAUCUGCCAUUAUAGAGAGAGAAUUGGGGAACACAGCUGAAGAAAGGAGGUUGCUAGAGGAAGGAUUGAAGUUGUUCCCUUCAUUUUUCAAGCUGUGGUUGAUGCUUGGACAGAUGGAGGACCGACUGGGUCAUGUGGAGAAAGCAAAGGAAGCUUAUGAGAAUGGGUUGAAGCAUUGCCCUAAUUGUAUCCCUCUUUGGCUAUCGGUUGCUAGCUUAGAGGAGAGGAUGGGAGGUCUGAGCAAAGCCCGUGCUGUUCUCACUAUGGCCCGAAAGAAGAAUCCUCAGAAUCCGGAGCUUUGGCUUGCGGCUAUUAGGGCCGAAUCUAGGCAUGGGAACAAGAAGGAAGCUGACACUUUGAUGGCGAAAGCAUUGCAGGAGUGCCCGACAAGUGGGAUAUUGUGGGCGGCUAACAUUGAGAUGGCUCCGCGUCCUCAGCGCAAAACAAAAAGUGCGGAUGCUCUCAAACGGUGCGAUCAUGAUCCGCAUGUCAUUGCGGCUGUGGCAAAGCUAUUUUGGCAGGAUAGGAAGGUUGAUAAGGCAAGGAACUGGUUAAAUAGAGCAGUUACUCUUGCACCUGAUAUUGGAGAUUUCUGGGCCUUGUACUAUAAGUUUGAGCUUCAGCAUGGCAAUGAGGAUAUUCAAAAGGAUGUCUUGAAAAGAUGCAUUGUAGCGGAGCCGAAGCAUGGUGAGAGAUGGCAAGCGAUCUCCAAGGCUGUGGAGAACUCUCAUCUACCAAUUGAAGCCCUUCUUAAGAAAGCAGUGGUUGCACUGGGUAAAGAAGAGAACUCGGUUGUUGCAGAUGGCAUCAAGUCCUGAGUUCCGUUGAUUGUCAGCAGGUAUUUUCGCUGAGAACUAGAAGAUUUGGCACGGGUGUCAUCGACUCAUGUUGUAUUCGAAUUUCCAGCAUCUUCAAGUAGCACUUAUUAGUCCUUUAUUCUAAGAGUUUAUUUUAGAACUUCCUCUUGGAAAACUUUAUGCAGCAGAGAGUUUUAGCAAUUGUUAAGGGUGAUGUUCAUUGGGAGCUAUACGUUGGUUUUAGAUCUACUCUUUGCUUGUACCUUGUUCAAUAUAAUGCUUUAAGUAGAUAUUGCUGAUUAUAACUAUUUUGACUAGCUUGUUACACUGUCCUGGCUAGGAUAGGAGCUUUCAUUAGUGCUCUCAUAAAUAAGUUGACCUAUUUUGGUACUCCUAUGAUGUCGAAAUCUGAAGCUUUUUUCCUAUAUUUUUGGUACUAGUUUGCAUCUUUUAGUUAAUUCCUGUGUAAUUAAAUGCUGCACAUUUUCUUGUAUGUGUAUAAAAUGGUUGCUUGAUGGCUUA